GGGGGCUUUCCCAGCUGUCCCCCCCUCCACCCUCCUCAUCCUCUUCCUCCACCUUCUCUUUGCUGUGGCUUGCAACCGGCAGCCGAUAGGAAUGACUCACCUGUACUCCCAGCUCUUUGGCUGGCUCCCUUUCCCGCUGCCAUAUUUGGCGAGGUGGCGCUGCCCCUCGUGUUAACUUUGUUUGCCCGAUGGCUUCUGGAGAUAACGGCAGCGGUGACGCCAUUUGGAAAGGUGUCGUUCCAUUACGGCGGAGGGACAGCGUCAAAGUCUUAAGGCUGACCCUUCAGAAUGACCUUCCGGGGGACCGACUCGACCAAAUGAGGCAAAAGCCGGUGGGACGAGCCUUCGCCAUGGUGGCCAACCGUCCGGCCAGCAGCCACGGCCUGGCGUCCGAAUGCAUCAAAUCUAACGAGGGGGACGAAGAGAUAAUUAAGGUGUACCUGAAAGCCCGGGCCGAAGAGAGGGCGAAGCACGAAAACGGGGCCCCACCGUUGACAAACGACAACUGUCAUCCGCCAGAGUUUCCCUCCAACAAGUCAAACGGCUUCCAGCCUCUUCGGACAGUCACGUACCGCACCGUAUCCAUAAGUCAGGACGAACCCACCUAUCCCACCGAGGACAUCUCCAUCAUGCGCGAGACGACCAAGAGACUCUUUUCAAAACUUCAGGAGGCCGAGAAGAGGCACCAGUCUGACCGCUCGGCCUACGAGACGUCCAUCUCGCAUUAUCGGAGGGAAGCGGAGCAUUCAGGCAUCGCCCUCCGGAAAGCCGAAACGGAACUGGAAAUGAAGGACCUUAAAUUGGAAGAACUGCAACGGCUUCUCACCGGCAUGGAGAAGGAACACCAGAUCCUCCGGCAGAAAGUUCGGGACGGCGAAAUGCAACUGGAAGAUCUGCGGAGCUCGGAGAAGGACAAGGCAGCCGAGCAGGAAAGGUCGGCCAAGUUAGAGAAGGAGGUCUCCGGUCUCCGGGAGAAGAUCCACCACCUGGACGACAUGCUGAAGAGUCAGCAGCGGAAAGUCCGGCAUAUGAUUGAGCAGCUGCAGAACUCCAAGACGGUCAUCCAGUCGAAGGACACUAUCAUCCACGAGCUCAAGGAGCGGGUGGCGUAUCUGGAGGCCGAGAACCUGGAAAUGCACGACCGCAUGGAGCACCUGAUUGAAAAGCAGGCCCACCCCGCGUCGUUCCACAACCGCAGCCGCUCGAAGUCGGAGACCGUCAGCAGCAAAAGGUUCACCAAGCCUGUGGGACCGAAACCUUUGCCCCUGAUCCGAGUCUUGGAAACAUGAACGGGAUUUCGCCACUCUGCCUGGCAAGAUCGCGCCCACCGCAAACCCGCUGGAUGCCUCUCGUUUAUCGCUUCGUCCACCACCACCACCCCAUGUUCCUCACCCUCCCCUCCUGUGCCAAGGGAGGGUGUUGGCACGAGCAGGAAGGGCCUCCCCAGGCCCUAAAAGCGGUGAAUUUUAUACCGGAUCGAGGCGGAGGAAGAGGGAAACGCGUGACUAGCAGAAGAAGAAAAUUGGAGCAAGUGAAUAAACGGGUUCAGUUUAGGAAAAAUAAAAAAGGGACAGUGCCUUUUAAAACUUCCCGGUUGCCCCAAUUUCAUAGCUUUGGUUCCUGGGCAAACUUAUUUUGGGGUAGAGAGGGAGAAGGGAAGGAGCGUUAGUGGAGUUUUCCCCUUGAAUAAAGCUUCAUUCAAAUUUUUAAAAAACCCUUUUCUUAUUCUUCUUUGCCUUGUGAGCGAGGCGCUUCACCGUGGAGAAUCAUCCCUCCCCGUUAUUUUAAAAACCCAUUUUAACCCUCUCGCCCCCCCCCCCCCAAAAUAAAACCAACCGAGCUGAGAUUCCUCUUUGCCCCCCACCCUGGCGGAGGGUGGUGGUGGUAGAGAGACUUGUAAUAAAUCCCUGUAAUUUAAUUUAGAGCCCGUUUUGUGUUUCUGUACAUAUUUAUCUAUGAAAUAAACUCAAGGAUGGUCUUUAAAGAAAAGUG
Thamnophis elegans (Western terrestrial garter snake) is the source of this 1992-nucleotide messenger RNA. It is a transcript of the gene TUFT1, whose product is annotated as tuftelin 1. Lineage: Eukaryota; Metazoa; Chordata; Lepidosauria; Squamata; Natricidae. Gene Ontology annotation, biological process: intracellular signal transduction. The record is from RefSeq and is a predicted model, not a curated record. Gene Ontology annotation, cellular component: intracellular anatomical structure; I band. The transcript has 12 exons. The coding region runs from base 189 to 1289 and encodes 366 amino acids.